Messenger RNA from Thunnus maccoyii (southern bluefin tuna), 6189 nucleotides. It is a transcript of the gene perm1a, whose product is annotated as PPARGC1 and ESRR induced regulator, muscle 1. The coding region runs from base 4571 to 5458 and encodes 295 amino acids. Gene Ontology annotation, cellular component: cytoplasm; nucleus. The transcript has 6 exons. NCBI's taxonomy places the organism in Eukaryota, Metazoa, Chordata, Actinopteri, Scombriformes, Scombridae. Gene Ontology annotation, biological process: regulation of DNA-templated transcription; response to muscle activity. The record is from RefSeq and is a predicted model, not a curated record.
CAGAUCUCCGCCAGGUGUGUACAGCCAAGAUGGCGGCGAAGAUAACACAAACAGGAAUUUAUUCAUCUCGUAACGUGCCCAACUUUACAGGAUCAUAAUAUAUCAGGUGCUCUGACGGGACAAUGACACCAGGAUUGUUGUCGGCCUCGGGCGGUGAGCACUGUUAAUACAUGAGAGGUCAAGGGGCUGCUUCAUGCUGUGUGACACGCCGGUUAAAGUGGUGACAGCACAGGACUCUGUGUCUCACAUGCGAUGAGAGCGGUGGACGGAUGGCUCUGUUUCCCAGCAGCACUGUAGAGCUGUGUGGAGGCAUGCAGGAGGUUCAGAUGAGUCACGAGUCUCACAUGAUGCAGCUCCGGGCUCGUCAGUUGUUCUGGUUCUCCAGCAGAGUCUGGCAACGUUGCACAGGAAAGAUUCAGAUCCACUGUCACUCCAUGACAUCACACCAAUGAGGUAUCAGCUGACUGACACACACCUCGCAUGACACCUAUAUUUGCUGAGCGACUGGCUGUUGUUGGAAUCAGCAGCAGCUGCCAGGGACGCCACUGUAGGUACCACAUGAUUUUCAACACAGAUUCACUUAUCUUAUUAAAGAUUAUGAUGCGUACACAAUAGAGUCAAAGUCACACAACAAACAUUGAUUUCACCCAGACAAAUUUUUAUUAUAGAUUUUUACAUGUAUGUAUCAGAUGAAACAAUAGCGACAUUACAUAUCCUGUAUAACUAGUUCAGGCCUUUGCUAGAGUUUAUUUAAAGUUCAGAAACAUUAUCCCUCUGUUGGAGAUGGCUGCUGCAAGAACACAGCGUAUAUUACGUGACUAGAAGCACUGCUCUAUAUUUAUCAAAUCAUGGGGCUCGUCGUUGUACGUGCUCAUGCACGAGGAUGCCUACCACAGGACAUACAACAUGGUGCUGCUCAGGCACCAGACCUCUAGAUCUCACCUCCUGUGGACCAGGAUCACAGCUGAAGCAGGACAGGUAGGAAACAAGAGUACAUAAAUGUACAAGUACAUAUGCAAACAGCUAGAAGUGCAGAGAAAAAAGCAAUACUGACUGUUAUCAUACUUAGUUUAGUAAUAGCUUAAUUGCAUUUAUUUCUCAAUAAUUUUAGUUUACUGGCUCGUUCAAAUUAUAUUACAUUUCAUUAUUUUACAUUACAUCACAUUAUUAUAAGUUGUUGCAUUUGACUUAAGUUAUUUACAUGUUUAAAACCUUGCUGCAAAAUUGUGUACAAUUAAAAUCUACAUGCUUGUUUUUUAUAAUUGCAUUAAUUGCUUUAUUAAUCUGUCGAUUUAGUUAUCUUGUGGCAGUUUAGUGUUAAGUAUUCAUGUUUAUAAUAUGUUGUUUUGGCAUUUUGUGUUAAAGACGUAUAAUUUUAUGAUGCUGCUAAAAGUGAUUAUGUUUGAAUAAUAGCACUUUGAUUGGUUUUGCAGGUUGUGCUGAGCCCUCUAUAUCAAAAUGGAAGACUUUGAAUACAGUGUGGAGAUCAGUGACCGUGACUGGGACUGCUUCUUUCAGGAGUGCGAGGAGUGCAGCAUGCUUUCUCCAGCAUUAGCAGGUCUGGAUGACUCGGGCAUGAGUGACAUGGAUGAUACAGCGUCCAUUCUUGCUAAUAGGGUUAAGAGAGUCGACCUAACAGCAGGCCUUUCAGAGGCAGACCGCCCCGUCGACGGCCCCCCAGACUGUGAGGGCUCACCUGUGGAGCAUUUCCUCAGCAAACACGGCGUUGGUGGAAUGGAGAGCGUCCUCUCGGGCAGCGAGGAGGAUAUACACCUGCAGUCUGUCAAUAUAUUCUUUGAAAGGCUGAAAAGUCUUACAGAGGCAGAGAAGCUUCCUGAGCCAAACCAAGUAAAAGCUGGAGAAAACAGAGAAGCAAUACAGGAGGAGGAGCUGUGUAGUGAUGGGAAACAAGCCAGCAGCAGUAUUUCGCCAAAAAACAACCCCAAGUUAAACUCUCCGCCUGCCAGGGGUGAAACAGCAGGUGGCAAAGAGACCACGGAGCCUGUCGACGCCAUGAGCAACAUAAACACAAUGAAGAAAGUCCAGCCUGGCUCCAAAAUUUCACAUGAACUUGCAGCCAGUAACUCAGUGCUCAAGACUAACAUAUCAGCUCCCCCUCAAAUAGAGUUAUUCAUCCAAGAGGAAGACUGCACAGAAACCAGAGCAAACAAGGAAACACUGCAGAAUCAGUCUCAUGACUCACCAAACGGGAUUGUCUGCUCAGAAACAUCACCUCAAGCUGACAAAGUGGUAAAAGUGAAAACGUGCACACCUUUCAAGGAUGUUAAGCAGAAAGAUUUGUCAUCAAGUCAGUGUAACACUGAUUCACAGUGUAAUCUAGAGAUUGUGACAAAUGUGAAACGGAAGGACGAACAAAACCCAAAUUUUCUACAUCCAGAUGCGACAUGCACAAACAAAGCCACGAGCCAAGAAACGUCUCCAUCUGCCUCUAUUAAAAGGAAGAGAAGGAAGAAGAGACGACUCAGCUCCGAUCCAGCUGAGAAUGGGAAUGGACAUGACAGACAGGUCUUAGUCAAGCAGAGUGACUCAGAUGAGGAGCAGUAUACAUGGAGAGGAGGAAGGGCUCUGUGUUUAUCUGAUGAUAUUAAUUUAUUUAAUUUAAAUGAACCACAAAAAAAUGCAACAUCCACCUUAACUUCAUAUUCAGUCACAAACAAUUUCCCUGUGAUCGUAUCUGGAGACGAGAUAAAAGCAAGUCUUUCUCUCUCCGUUCCUCCAUGUGACAGUCAAUACCAACAUUUACCAGACAGCAUAGUUCAACAAGGACGGUGUAAAGCACCAGGCUCGACUGAAAAUAAUGCAACUAAUGAGAAGUCAGUAACUCCAAAGGAUGACGGUGUGAUUUCAGCACUAAACAACAGUGCUAAUAUGGCAACAAACUCACAGCCAUGCAGCAAAUUACAGGUAGAAGAAAUGACUGGCCUGAAUAUAAAUUCUGGGAGGCCAGUUUCACUUACUGAAGGUGUAACUGGUGAAUCAGACCCGGCCGCAGAAACAGCAAACAGUGAAAACAAAUAUGUUCAUGCAGGGAGUCUCCAACAGUCUGAUGAAAAGAGUCAUAAUUCUAUCAUGGGAAAUGAACAAAAUCAAAAAUGUUGUUCAGCAGAGGUCAACUCAAUAACUCCCAGUAUUUUAUCAACGGCAGACUCAAAUCAUCCUGCUGUGGAAGUCAUCCAAAAUGAGAAACUAUCCACUGCUAAGUCAGUCCUGGCUGCAGAGGCUGGAAAUUCUGGCAGAGACAACCACACACACAGUCUAAGUGAGGCUGAGCCCCAACAACAGCUGGAAAUUAACCGUCACGAUGCAGACCAUUAUAGCUCUACACUGGAAAACACUCACCUUCCUCUGUCUGCAACUGGUGGGAUCAGUUGUGAUGUGCUGAAACUGCCUAAUCACAACGAAAAAUCCCAGAUGGAGAUUCCCACUCAAACGACCUGUGAUAAAAUUACAUCAGAUGGUAUCAAUUCAUCGCCUGAUAAAAGCUGUCGGUCUAAAAGUCCCUCCAGUAUAGCUAUGAAUACUUCAGUAAAGGAAACAGAACAUCCUCUGGAAACUUUAUCCAAAUUAGAUGCUUUGCCAGAAAGUGCUAACUCAGCAGAAGUAAUGGUUGUUCAAAAUGGGAAUUCUUUGUCAUCUGGUGAAAUUAAUCUAACAGGCAACAGUAAGAGAGAAACCAAUCCCAGGUUGUCCACAUCUGAAGACUUACUAACAACUGCUUCAGAUAUUACAUCUGUAUCAUCCUUCUGCACUCUGGACACAGAAUCUGUCACGUCUCUCUCAAAUGGAAAUAUCACAGACAUGUCGGUAAGUUCUUUUUCAUCUAUCAGUCCAAAUGACUCUGAAGGUCAAGGAGAAAAAGCCUCACAAAUCUUGGCAACAAAUGAGGGAGGAGAUGCCACUUCUGAACCUAAAGAUCAGUCACAUGACACAACUGAAUCAAAAUGCGAUUUAGUCGUCAGAGCAGAAGAUGCCGUCAUAGCAUCCAAAGCUGAAUGUGAGGCGAAAAAUGCACCGGAUUCAAAACAUUCUGUGUUCGCCAUGUCUUCUUUUUGGAAUGAGAUGGAGAAGCUGACAAUAAAUGACAUCCUGGGUUUACGAAUGAUGAACAAAAAUGCUCCAGCCAGCUCCCUUACACCCUUAGAGGAAAGUGAGGAGAAUGACAUGCUCACUAUGACAGAUUCAGGCUUUUUGACUGAACAGGAGAAGUCCAAGCCUGAGCAAACUGGUGCUUCUGCAGAAUCAAAUUCAGGUCCUGUCGCAGCACUUGAUUCUACCUCUUCGAGGGGUAUAAUGUGGGAGAGUGCACCUGUCCCAGUGAGCCAAGGUGCUGAUAUUAACCCUGAGACAAUGAUGUUGACGUCUGUGAGUGAUGUUUCUCAGCCGGUCCUCUCUGGAAGUGCUCAAAAGUACCUCAGAAAGAUUUCUAAAAAUAUAAGUGUGCACAAUCUGCCUGCCCUGGAAUCUCAGACUUUUCGCUCUGCAUGGAAAGGUCAAACUUUACAAACCUUAGAUGAAGGAGAAUCAGCAAAAGCAGUAGAGUAUUUCACUGAUGGACAUGUGUCUAAGGAAGACAAAGCCACGGACUGUUUACCUUCAUCCUCAAAAGACAGCUACAGAACCUCUUUCACAGAUAUAUUUCGAGUUUGACACAGAAAGCUUCUUCUCUCCUCUCAUCACAGCAGAGGAAAAGGAUGAGCUGGUUCCUAUCUUUUCCUACUCUCGCUCAACAAAUAAAAACCUGCAGUUCCCAGAGGCUUAUGACUAUUUCUUCACAUCCUCCUCAACUGACGAUUCUUCUUUGGAAUCUGAUGAAGAGGAUGAUGAAAGUGGCAGCCCUGUAAAGGUGGUGACUAGAUUCACCCGUAAGGCAAGCUCAAAUCAGAUAUCUACAGAUAUAUAUGACAAUUUCUUCACAGAUAGUGACCUCAAGCAGAAUUUCUUUUGGAAAACUACAUUCUCCUUCAGGAAUGUUAAUUUCACAGGAUCUACAGUCCAGAAGCAGACAUCGAGCCCUUUGUCUCUUGUACCUGUGAGGCAAAGUGCCAAAUCUCUUCGGGGGACAAUUCGUCCCCUCAAUGCUCUGGGACAUCAAGACAUGACAUUUCCUGAUCCUCUUCUCUACCACCUGGAAGACAGGAUCUCCAGACAACUAGCGCAGCAGCCUUUCAGAUAUGAGGACCUACAGAUAGCUGUUUCAAAUCCAAGGUUGGAUGCCUCAUUCCUGCCUCUCAGACAAUCAGACAUGUGUCUGGUUUGUAUUGCAUUUGCAUCGUGGGUUCUGAAGACUGCAAACCCACAAGUUGGAGAUGCCUGGAAAGCUGUGCUGCUGGCAAACGUAAGCGCUCUGUCAGCCAUCCGAUACCUGCGAAAGUACGUCAAGGUGGAGGCGGCAGCCGGUGAGAGGGAAUUGCAAGAAACUGCCUCGUCUGAUUCUUGAUCCCUCCGCCUCUAAAUACGUCACGAUUUAUUUUCCCAUGAAAACGUGGAUAUGAGCCGCUGCAGGACCUGAGUCCCUCGAGGAAUUAGUCACGUUUGAUGUGCUGUUACAUGUUUGCAACAGGAAUCUGCAUCAUAAUUGCUUUAUUAAUCUUAGAUUUGUCCAUUGAAUCUAAAUGGAAACAGGUUUUAUUUAAUUGUAGUUGUUUUUUCAUUUUUUAAACAAUUGACACUUUAAACAUCUGAAAGUAUUCAUAUAUGAUACUGUACAUGAAACGACCAAAGACAAAAUGAGAAAGAAGGUUUUAGACAGGCUUUCACAUAUGUAAAUAAGGAUUCAGUAUGUUCAGUAUGUACAGAAGAAAGAUUCAAGGCAGGUUUGAGCCAUUAAAUGGAUGUGAUAAUGGAUUUAGGCAAUGUGAAGAAGCUGGGAUGAUUCUGUUUGUUUUCAUUACAUUACAUUUAUGUAGCAAAGGCUUUUAUACAGAACGACUGUGUGAAAUAUUUCCAAUUAUUGUUACUGGAAAUAUUUUAUACAGAUUACACAUAUUUUAACAUAACACCCUUUCAAAUUAAUAAUUAAUUUAAGGGACUUUUUCUGCGCCAGUUUUUUUUUUUUAUCAUAUGAAGGGAAUUUUAUUUUCAUGAUAGAUAAUUUAUAGUUGACUGUACAGUAUUUGGUACUCUGUGAGCUGCCUUUCGGUUUAACUACAGUAAACAGAAUCUCUGAGA